AAGCCAUUUGCCCAUUUGACAAUACGAUAUGUUCAUAUGUCCAUGGUCCAUGGGAAGAAAAUGCCAAAAGAAAAAACAGUAAUAUCUCCCGCGGCGACUUCUGGUUACGCUUACUCCGAAAUUGAAGUUGAAGAAGAUUGAAGUUGGGAUUAAUUUGUUCAUAAAAAAUGGAGCUGCGUUGCAUAGCCUUCCCAACAAUCCCUUCAACCAUCACAAGGUAUCCCAUUUCUUUUCUAAUUUCUUCGUUUAAUCUCAAUUCCCCUUACAAUGCAAACAAACGAAACAUGUACACUUGUUCUUGCUUUUCAAUUUAUCAAACUGAAACCAUGAAAACCUCAAAUAUUAACUUACCCAAUAGUUAUAACAAUUCAAUUAUGAAAUACCCAGUUGGAAAAGAGCAAUCUUUAGAGUUAUACAGUGAAAAAAUUAGUAAUUAUUGUAAAAAUGGAUGUGUGGAUAAGGCUAUGACAUGUAUUUCUGAAAUGCAAGCAAUGGGUAUGUACCCUAAUCUUUUUUGCUAUUCAUGUUUAAUUGAGGCUUUAGGAAGUGUUGGUAGAACCCUUGAAGUUGAAAUGAUUUUCCAAGAAAUGAUAUAUCUUGGGUUUAAACCUAGUGUUGGGGUUUUCAAUGUUUUGAUUCGAGGGUUUUUGAGAAAAGGGUUGUAUGAGCUUGCUAAUAAAGGUUUAAGGGCAAUGGAGGAUUUGGAUGUUCUUCGAAAUCAAGAGACGUUUGAGAUUUUUUUGGAUUAUUAUGUGAGUGCUAGGAGGUUGAGUGAUACUUGGAGGAUUAUUGGGGAUAUGAAGAAGAGGGGUUAUCGAUUGAAUUCGUUUGUGUAUAGUAGGGUAAUUGAGUUGUAUAGAGAUAAUGGGAUGUGGAAGAAGGCAAUGGAAAUCGUAGGGGAGAUAAGUGAGAUGGGUGUGCCUGUGGAUAGGCGGAUAUAUAAUAGCAUUAUUGAUACGUUUGGAAAGUAUGGUGAGUUAGAUGAAGCCUUGGAAGUGUUCGGAAAGAUGCUUAGAGAAGGAGUAGUGCCGGACAUAAUGACGUGGAAUUCUUUGAUCAAAUGGCAUUGUAAGGCUGGGGAUUAUAUGAAGGCGCUUAGUUUGUUUACUGAUAUGCAAGAUCAGGGACUGUAUCCUGAUCCUAAGAUAUUUAAUAUCUUGAUCAGUCAGCUAGGAGAUCACGGAAAGUGGGAUUUGUUGAAGGAAAAUUUUGAGAAAAUGAAGCGUCGAGGUCACAAAAAGAGUGGAGCUGUAUAUGCCGUUCUGGUUGACAUAUAUGGGCAGUACGGGAGAUAUCAGGGCGCGGAAGAAUGCAUAUCUGCUUUGAGAGCGGAAGGUGUUCAGAUGUCAUCAAACAUAUAUUCUGUGAUGGCUAAUGCAUAUGCUCAACAGGGAUUAUGUGAAGAGACUGUGAAGGUUCUGCAAAUCAUGGAAGCUGAAGGUAUUGAACCGAACCUAAUCAUGCUCAAUAUUUUGAUCAACGCAUUUGGUAUUGCUGGAAGAUAUCUUGAGGCACUCUCUGUAUAUGACCAUAUCGUUGAAAGUGGCAUUAAUCCUGAUGUCGUGACAUACACCACUCUAAUGAAAGCUUUGAUCAGGGCAAAAAAGUUCAACAGAGUUCCUGAACUGUACCAACAAAUGGAGUUGGUUGGAUGUACUCCUGAUAGGAAGUCCAGGGAGAUGUUGCAGAUUGCAUUGAUGCACCUUCAACCGAUAUGAUGCUCUGAUGAUUUUAGAUUUCCGACUCUGAAGCCUAUUUUCCUCAUAAAUAUAAAAAUAUACGAAGUGAUUAAAAUCAUUCAGCUAAUUGAGGAGAAACUCCGUAUGUCUGUAUUUAUAAUUUUACGGCCUCAAUUGACCCAAAAAUAACCCAAUAUCAACUAUUCAAUCCCCAACCCUAUUAUAAGUCCCAAAAUGCAGAAAAAUUAUAUCACAGGCACAAUUAUAAAUUAGGCAAGCCUCAUUAUAGAGUCCUUGCUUAUUUCAAGGCAAAACAUGCUGAUUGCAGUAUAUGCAUCAGAAGCCAAGCUGACUCUCAGAUGUAACAAAGGGGCAUUUGGAUGAUGAUUCAGGUAAAUCGGUGAUGCUUGUUAAGAAGCGUUACAUGUCUGCCUAUCUUUUGUUUCAGAAUUGCAGUUGCUUUAGGGUGACACUAAGUUUCUCAUCACUGUGAUUGUACGUUCAUCCCACAAGAUGGUGGUUGACGGGUUCAAUUCGCAGACACAGCCUCUUGGAAAGAAGUUAGAUUUGAUCGCGUACAAUCCUGCAUCUCAUGCCUUCCUCAAGAUCUGUGUUGGCUGAAGGAAUAUUUACUGCCACUGUUUUGAGCCUAGACUGUUCCUGUAUCGGCUAUUCGGCUGUAUGCUCAUGGACUAGAAAAAACAUAAUAUUUGGAAAAUAUGAGGUCCUAGGAUUUGGGAGAUAGAGGCCUAGUAACCCACCUAGCCUGAGUGGCCCAAAGAUCCUAGUUUUAUUUAAGACAACAUUUUAUCUUUGGUGGUUACUCUGAUCGCUUGUUAAUAGUCAAGUUCUCAACACGGCUAUUGAAUAGUUUUAAGGUAGGGAGAAAUACUCUAUAAUUCUUACUAGACUUUUACUUCCUCCGUUACAUAUUAGUUACAACUUUGGAAUUUUUUAUGUCUCACAAAUAAUACUCCAAAGUUGCAACUAAUAUGUAAGGGAGGAAGUAUGUUAUUUUUGGUCCAGUAUUUGUGGGCAUUCUUUGUGAUGAUAUAUGGUAAGAGUUUACCAUGUAAACCAGUAAGCCUUGCUUGGUGUCGAACAUGGUAUUAGUUGGAACACUUGAGAUUACAUGCUUUUGUAUGAAAUUAUGUCUUGCAAGUAUUUUGGAACGGAAUGAGUAUUCAAGAGUGUUUUCGCCUAUGGGAGUAUGGAGUAGUACUCUGUAGUUAUUAGUUUGUAAUCUCUGUAUUAGAAGUGAAUAUUUUUUUGCACCAAGUCAUGUAUGUGUACAGUGUACAUAAUGUUUACUCUGUAUUUGGUCUAGUUGUUAAGAUCAAGAGUCUGUGAACGAUUGGUCACUUGUUUAAAUCCAUCACUAUCAUUUAUAGUGAGUAUUUUGUAUUGCCCUUCUGGCUUAGUCGAAUCAAAUAACAUACUUUAUAAUGUUUA
Messenger RNA from Chenopodium quinoa (quinoa), 3131 nucleotides. Its product is annotated as pentatricopeptide repeat-containing protein At5g42310, mitochondrial-like. The record is from RefSeq and is a predicted model, not a curated record. Gene Ontology annotation, molecular function: protein binding. The transcript is spliced from 5 exons. The coding region runs from base 168 to 1718 and encodes 516 amino acids. Lineage: Eukaryota; Viridiplantae; Streptophyta; Magnoliopsida; Caryophyllales; Amaranthaceae.